Ictalurus furcatus (blue catfish) is the source of this 1841-nucleotide messenger RNA. RefSeq names its product acyl-CoA desaturase 1. Gene Ontology annotation, molecular function: stearoyl-CoA 9-desaturase activity; palmitoyl-CoA 9-desaturase activity; iron ion binding. Bases 116 to 1108 code for a protein of 330 amino acids. The transcript has 7 exons. NCBI's taxonomy places the organism in Eukaryota, Metazoa, Chordata, Actinopteri, Siluriformes, Ictaluridae. The record is from RefSeq and is a predicted model, not a curated record. Gene Ontology annotation, biological process: unsaturated fatty acid biosynthetic process; response to fatty acid. Gene Ontology annotation, cellular component: endoplasmic reticulum membrane.
UGAUGUGUAAAACUCCGCACACACUCACGCGCUGACUCACAUUCAUUCAGUCCCUUUCGGUCUUCAGUUAUUCUCUACUUUUUAUUUACCGCCUCGGGAGUUUGGACGUGUGGAAAUGACAGCGGUGGAUGAUGGAUGUGCAGGAACACUUGGAGGUUCUGCACUGCUGGAGGAUGAGUGUCAUCUCAAACAUACUCACACACACUCUCACACUCAGCAUAGAGAAGCUCCAAUGGUGGUGGUGUGGAGAAAUGUGGUUCUGAUGAGUGUUCUUCACACUGCAGCCGUGUACGCCCUGGUCCUCAUCCCCUCAGCAUCAACAUACACACUGCUGUGGACUGUGGUCUGUUUUGUGUUCAGUGCAUUGGGUAUAACUGCAGGAGCGCACAGACUGUGGAGUCACAGAUCAUAUAAAGCCUCACUGCCUUUACGAAUCUUCCUUGCUGUCGCUAACUCCAUGGCCUUCCAGAAUGACAUUUAUGAGUGGUCUCGAGACCAUCGAGUCCAUCAUAAGUACUCAGAGACGGACGCAGACCCCCAUAAUGCUUCUCGGGGAUUCUUCUUUGCUCAUAUCGGCUGGCUGCUGGUGAGGAAACACCCCGACGUCAUUGAGAAUGGCCAGAAACUGGAUCUCAGUGAUCUGAAGAAUGACAGAGUUGUCAUGUUCCAGAGAAGGUUCUAUAAGACCUCUGUAGUAGUGAUGUGCUUCCUGAUCCCAGCAAUGUUGCCAUGGUUCCUGUGGGCAGAGUCUCUGUGGAUGGGCUUUUUUGUACCUGUCCUCCUUAGGUACACGCUGGUGCUAAAUGCCACCUGGUUAGUGAACAGUGCCGCCCACAUGUGGGGGAACCGGCCAUACAACAUGAACAUCAACCCGCGGGAGAACCGCUUUGUCACCUUCAGUGCCAUUGGUGAAGGAUUCCAUAACUACCACCACACCUUUCCAUAUGACUACGCCACCAGUGAGUUUGGCUGCAAGCUGAACCUUACCACCUGCUUCAUUGACCUCAUGUGUGUCCUGGGACUGGCUAAAGACCGCCACCGUGUCCCCACUGACCUCGUCAGGGCUCGCGCCAAACGCACCGGUGACGGGAGCCACAGGACUGGAUAAUGCGCUGCAGUGAUUUGUCUCUGAUCAUGGCUGGAUGGGCGUCGUCACUCUGUACAUGCACAAAUGGAGAAGAGUUUAGAUCACUUGAGGAGCUUCAAAUUCCCACAUGCUGAAUUACAUGUUUUGUAUGUUAAAUGUAGCUGAACUGAAUGAUUUUGUGUGUGUGUGUGUGUGUGUGUGUGUGUGUGUGUGUGUGUUUGGGGUGGUGGAGGAAUUUCUCAAUAAAAAUUGAUAAAACAGUAAAAUACUGCAGCAUUGAAACUCCUUCAUCUCCACUGAACACUGAGAUAUUUAUUCAUCUCAUAGACCUAUUUAUUGUGAUUGGUCAGAAGGAGUUGAUUAGUUCUCUAUAACAGCGGCUCUGACAGUAGUGCAGGUUUAUAUUAAUGCACUCGCUCUAUUAUGUUAUCAUUUGCAUAGUAACGUCUUGUUCACAGGGACGUGUACAGUGCACGCUCCUCAAAAACGGAUUAGAAAAAGUUUUCUGUAAGGAGAUGUUUAUGUAAAAUAUAUGGAUGGAGUCUCCACUGUCAGCGCUGUGUAACAGUCAGAGAUGAAGCUGUAACUUUAAGUUUUCCCACAUCUUCAUCACAGAGGAGUUUACACUUCUUGGUAUGUGUAAGUGGUUUCACACUAACACGACAAGCUGCAUUUUUUUAUCUUAUUAAUUGUAAAAGAGAGAAUAAAGAGAAAGAAUAGAGAGGGAAUAAAGAGAGAGAACAAAGAGAAUAAA